Messenger RNA from Colletotrichum karsti, 1734 nucleotides. RefSeq names its product cyclopropane-fatty-acyl-phospholipid synthase. NCBI's taxonomy places the organism in Eukaryota, Fungi, Ascomycota, Sordariomycetes, Glomerellales, Glomerellaceae. The record is from RefSeq and is a predicted model, not a curated record. Gene Ontology annotation, cellular component: membrane. The transcript is spliced from 11 exons. Gene Ontology annotation, biological process: intracellular calcium ion homeostasis. The coding region runs from base 1 to 1734 and encodes 577 amino acids. Gene Ontology annotation, molecular function: ATP binding; ATP hydrolysis activity; P-type transmembrane transporter activity.
AUGGCUCCUCCUGCUGACGUUGAUGCGUCACUGGCAUACAAUAUCAACGACAUCCGCAACUAUACGCUUGCUGUUAGCGGCGAAGUGUUCCGCUGGAUUGUGGACUUCGCUCCUCCCAUUGUCCUGCAAAGGAUGCUUGUUCGUGGUAGAGUGUUUGCACGCAUGUCACCUGAUGAGAAACAUGAGCUCGUCGAGAAACUGCAAGGCAUUGGUUACUGUUGCGGAUUUUGUGGCGAUGGUGCAAAUGAUUGUGGCGCACUGAAGGCUGCAGACGUGGGCAUUUCGCUCUCCGAAGCUGAAGCCUCUGUUGCAGCGCCCUUCACUUCUCGAAUCUUCGAUAUUGGCUGUGUGCCUACUGUCAUCCGCGAAGGACGUGCUUCACUCGUGACGAGCUUCAGCUGCUUCAAGUACAUGAGCCUCUACUCGGCGAUUCAAUUCACGUCGGUCACCUUCCUCUACGCCAAAGCCUCAAAUCUCGGCGACUUCCAGUUUCUGUUCAUUGACUUGCUACUGAUUUUACCAAUUGCUAUUUUCAUGAGCUGGGGCGGACCAUUCCCCGUGUUAUCGCGGGAACGACCCACAGCGGACCUUGUGUCGCGCAAAGUCCUCGUACCGCUGCUUGGCCAGAUGAUCAUCUGUAUCGCCAUCCAAACCGUCGCCUACGUUGCCGUGCGCGAGCAGCCAUGGUACAUUCCACCACGGCUGAACCAUGAAAAGUCCAGCAUCAAGAACUCUGAAAACACGGUACUCUUUUUGGUGUCAUGUUUUGAGUAUAUCCUGGCAGGGGUGGUUCUCAACGCUGGUCCUCCCUUCAGAGAGAGAGCGCUCAAGAACUACUGGGUUCUUGAUGGCGGGUAUUUGCCUCAUGCCGUGAUAAGAAUAGGCAUCCAGCGCCAGCUCCAGGAGCGUCUUGACUCCAUUGCGAGCACCUCUCUCAGUCUCGACUAUGAGCGGAAAAUGACAUUCAUCGAGAAGCUGCGAACACAGCCAAUCGCCAUCGAGACAGCCACUGCUAACAAGCAGCACUACGAGGUCGGCACCGGUGUGCUAGCUGCCUGCCUGGGCCCGCGCAUGAAAUGCGGUUGGGGAUCGGGCGCUUUGUAUUUCGCCGAGGUCCUGCCCAGCUCCAAGGUGACAGCCUUUUCCAACUCCAGGACGCAAAAGGAGUACAUCGAUGGCAAGGCCAGGGAAAAGGGCAUCACCAACCUGACCGUCAUCACGGGUAACGUCGUUGACUACGAGUUUGAGCCCGAGUCCUUCGACAGGGUUGUGUCCAUCGAGCUUUUCGAGCACAUGAAGAAUUACGAGCUGCUGAUGGCCAAGGUUGGCCGAGCGCUGCGGCCGGGCGGCAAACUCUUCGUACACAUUUUUGCCCACAAGACAACGCCUUAUGACUACGAGGAGGGUUGGAUGACGACGCACUUCUUCACGGGAGGCACGAUGCCCUCUGCCGAUCUGCUCCUUUACUUUCAGCGCGAUCUCCAGAUCCAAAAACAAUGGUGGGUCAACGGCCAGCAUUACUCCAAAACCUGCGAAGACUGGCUGAGCAAGAUGCUCGCUCACAAGCAGAAGAUCUGGCCGCACUUGACCGAGACGUACGGAGAACAAGACGCAAGCGUGUGGUAUAAUCGCUGGCAGAUAUUCUACAUGGCGUGUUCCGAGUUAUUCGCCUACCAAGGCGGGGACAUUUGGGGCGUGGCGCACUAUCUCUUUGAAAAACCCAACCAAGGUUGA